This is a messenger RNA of Verticillium alfalfae VaMs.102, 477 nucleotides long. RefSeq lists its product as hypothetical. Bases 1 to 477 code for a protein of 158 amino acids. The transcript is spliced from 2 exons. NCBI's taxonomy places the organism in Eukaryota, Fungi, Ascomycota, Sordariomycetes, Glomerellales, Plectosphaerellaceae. The record is from RefSeq and is a predicted model, not a curated record.
AUGUACGCCUCGCAGCUCCUCCUCUCUGUGGCCGCUGCCUCGACUGCCGCUGCUGCCAAUAUUGCUCCGCGCGAACCGACACCCACCACGGCGGCCGCGCAUGUCGCCGGCCGCGAUCUCGCAGAGUGCUCAUCCGUCGCUGCCGAGGUGCUGCCUCAGCUCACGAGCGCUCCCACACCCGACUCGGACCUCGCACGUUUCAUCCUGACCGAGUCAGCCAUCCUGUCAGCCGAAGACCAGUGCGCCGUCCCGUCCGUCACGGGCUCCAUGGCCUCCGAGUUCACCAGCUACGCCAACGCAUUGCUGGCCUGGCAGGAGGACCACAUCAGCGAGUUUCGCAGCCUGUGGCAGGCCUGCAGCGACGUGCCUGGCAUCCGCGACCAGGUCGACCUUCCCACGGGCUCUGGCUCAUGCGCCAGCCUCGCGGCCAAGAUCACGGGCGAGGCAGAUCCCGCGGCAACGGGCAGCGGGCGGUAA